Molecule: messenger RNA, 687 nt
Organism: Paramuricea clavata
Lineage: Eukaryota; Metazoa; Cnidaria; Anthozoa; Malacalcyonacea; Plexauridae
Source: the annotation of a GenBank genome assembly
AUGCCAUCACCGGUAUUAGCUCAUUACAAUCUUACUGCGGAAACUAAAGUCGUAGUAGAUGCAUCGCCAUGGGCACUGGGUGCCGUACUUCUCCAGAAACAAGCGGACGACAAUUAUCGACCAAUCGCGUAUGGUAGCAGAUCGCUAACAGAUGUCGAACAGAAGUAUGGUCACAUAGAGAAAGAAGGAUUAGCAAUCGUAUUCGGAUGUGAACGCUUUCACAUGUACCUAUAUGGACGUAGUUUUGAAUUGGAGACAGAUCACCGACCUUUAGAGCAUAUCUACAAGGCAAAGCUUCAAAGCAAACCAACAUCAGCCAGACUCGAAAGAUGGAGACUUCGACUCCAAGAGUACGACUUCCACGUUAUCUGCCGACCUGGCGCAUCCAAUCUGGCCGAUCCUUUGUCCCGACUCCCGAAAGAUGGAAAAGAUGGAAGCAAGAGGAGAAACAUGGAAGCUUGCGCUGAUCGAUAUGUUCAUUACAUGACACAAGCUCAGACACCGAAUGCCAUGAAAUUAGAAGAAAUACAAAGAGAAACAGCAGAUCCGGAACUCCAGCAGAUUAAACAGAACUUGCAAAAUAAUCAAGUAUACAAACUUCCGAAAGCAUAUAAGCUCAUCGCUCAUGAGCUCUGCACACAGAUCAAGAUAUCUUACUUCGGGGUGAUCGCAUUGUUCUUCGGCUAA